This is a messenger RNA of Cutaneotrichosporon oleaginosum, 759 nucleotides long. RefSeq lists its product as uncharacterized. NCBI's taxonomy places the organism in Eukaryota, Fungi, Basidiomycota, Tremellomycetes, Trichosporonales, Trichosporonaceae. The record is from RefSeq and is a predicted model, not a curated record.
CCGCCUUCCAUGCGUGAAGAAGGGAGGUCUAGAACAUGACACCCCAGAAAAGAAGAUCGGCAGCAGUGUGACAACAGGCACGAUGGGGAGUACCCGCGUACCUCGUGGCUGGCCGUGGCUGGUGGCCGGUGGCCCAUGUGCCGCCAAGACCCGGGGAUAAAGCGCUGGCGAGUGAUGAGCAUAUGGCGUGCUUGCUCUCCGUCCUCCGUCCACGUCGUCGUCUCAGAAUCCGGCUGCGGCAGCUCGGCUGUCGGCGUGGCGGUGUCACCUCGGCAGUCGGCGUGGCGGUGUCCACAGGCGUGGCACGAGUUCACGCCAGCACCGCCAGCACCAGCACCGCCCGCGACGUCAUGGCCAAGCGAGACUGCGGGUGUCUGGAGCUGCCGAGGCUGCGGAAACCAAGCGACGUCAUUGUUCGAGCGAGAAUGCUGUGAGGCCGUGGUCCGGGGAUCGAGGCUACCGCGGUGUCCAAGACGCGGGGUCCAUGGGGUGCCGACGGCGGUGGGCACGGCGAGCCACUACUGCUUCGCCAGGCGGUUGACGCGAAGUGGCGCUGCUUUUCCAGCGGUAUAUGAGCAGCAGUAGUAUGAGACCGUGUCUGCGUCCACAGUAGGCGGGACACGUUCUUGAUUUCUUGAUGCCUGUGUUUGGUCGAUUUGUGUUCCGAGUCCUCACACGUCCCGCGACAAGCGGAGACGCAUGGUUGUGUUCAGACUUUCGUGCAUCUGCAGACCAUCGGACUCCGGCGUACACCCUACC